AUGUGGCAACAUAUCCCCGGUGUUACGAGGCCCGCUGGCGUGCCAGCAGUGGAAACUGUUGAAGGCGAAGUGAAGAUGAAGAGAAGCAGAAUGAACGUAUCCGUGAACGACAUGUACUACAACUUGGAUUAUAAUGACACCUGCGAUCAGGAUCCUUGUUCAGGGCUUUCCAAUGGAUCCACGGUCUUGUCCGUACUUUACUACGUGCUGUUUGGUCUAAGUAUGUUAGGCAACACCACCGUUCUCUGGGUUCUCCUCCGGUACAUAAAGCUGAAGUCUAUGGCGGACAUAUGCCUCCUCAACCUGGCCCUGUCGGACCUCAUACUGGCUGUAUCACUGCCCCUCUGGGCCUACAAUUCCCAGAAUCUUGUAUCAUGCAAACUUAUGACAGGAGUCUAUCAGUUGGGUUUCUACAGUGGGAUGUUGUUUGUGACCCUAAUGAGUGUGGACCGCUACCUGGCCAUUGUCCACGCCGUUGCAGCCAUGCGAGCCAGGACACUUCGCUAUGGAAUCAUAGCCAGCAUCACUAUCUGGGUUCUAUCGGUCAUCAUGGCUAUCCCUGGGGUGAUCUUUGCCUCCUUGGAGAUAGAUGAAGAUGACUGCUACCAGUGCCAUCCACAUUAUCCAGAGGACAAGCAGCGGUUUUGGAAGAUGCUGCGAAACUUCAACGAGAACACUGUGGGCCUUUUUGUGGGUCUCCCUAUCAUGAUUUUCUGCUAUGUGAAAAUCCUUUUUGUGCUGUCCAGGUCCAGGAACUCCAAAAAGAACAGAGCUGUAAAGCUGAUAUUCAUAAUAGUGUGUGUGUUUGUUGUGUGCUGGGUCCCCUACAAUGUCACAGUUUUCCUUCAGACAAUGCAGCUGUUCCUGGACACCCUAGACACCUGCCAGGCUUCAAACUAUAUCAACUCUGCCAUAGGCUUUGCAGAGAUGAUUGCACUGUCUCACUGCUGUGUAAAUCCACUCAUCUAUGCAUUCGCAGGUGAAAAGUUUAGGAAGAACCUGGGCUAUGUGCUGACUAGGUACUUCCACCAGAGCAGAGGGACUUUCAGCCACAGAGACACCACAGACACUUCCAACACACCUGUAAAAUCUGAUUAUUAAGAAUGAUUAACACAUCUUGCUACACAGACGGCAAUGUUUGUUGUGUAUGUGUGUGUGUGCGUGUGCGUGUGCGUGUGUGUGUGUUUUCUAAAAGCUUUAGAAUGAUACUAUGGACUACUAUUUCCAGUUUGAACAAGGGAAUGCUUUAAAGUCUAUGGAAUCUUAUUAACACAUUCUUCAUAUCAUGUAGUUCAAAGUAUAUUUAAAACUUGUCAAAAUAUAUAUGGUUUUUAUCAAAUAAAG
Molecule: messenger RNA, 1344 nt
Organism: Etheostoma cragini (Arkansas darter)
Lineage: Eukaryota; Metazoa; Chordata; Actinopteri; Perciformes; Percidae
Product: C-C chemokine receptor type 5
Exons: 4
Coding region: 1-1101 (366 amino acids)
Biological process (GO): G protein-coupled receptor signaling pathway; chemotaxis; immune response
Cellular component (GO): membrane
Molecular function (GO): chemokine receptor activity
Source: RefSeq, a predicted model, not a curated record